Scylla paramamosain (green mud crab) is the source of this 1627-nucleotide messenger RNA. Its product is annotated as location of vulva defective 1-like. Bases 149 to 1426 code for a protein of 425 amino acids. Lineage: Eukaryota; Metazoa; Arthropoda; Malacostraca; Decapoda; Portunidae. The transcript is spliced from 3 exons. The record is from RefSeq and is a predicted model, not a curated record.
GGUAACGGUGUGUUGUGAAGACAUUUCUGGGGAGUGGCCUGCUGGUCUUUCUCACAGAUCGUCAUCGUCAUCAUCAGCCUCCAGCAAGAUUCCACUGCAUGAUGAAGCCAUUCUCGAACCCUCUCAAGUCACCUGCACAAAAAAUGCAAUGGAGGUAGUGAGUGUAGCGGCCAGCGUGGGCGAGGUGCUCGGGGGCCCUCAGACACCCACCCCGACCACCUUCACCCACGACCACACCCUCCACGCCCACACCGAACACACAGAUCGAGUUCGAACAGACGAAGACGAAGACGAAGAUGAGGGAGACUCGAGGAUGGACACAGACCAGGACGUAGCCGUGGUCGAGGAUGGCGUUCCUUGCGAGCCGGAAGAGACGUCCGAGGAGACUUCUGAGGUGGACAUCGCCAUACUCAACCCUGACAGCCAGACUCACGCCCUCGAGGAAGAGUCCAACCCUGACGCGGACUCUGCAGUCCAUGAGGAUGACGUCACUGGCGACCACAUGGACUGUGACGAUUCCGAGAACGCUCCCAUGUACAUAGACGACGAUUCAUCCUCGCGCGCGUACCCUGAGACUGUGAGUGACAUGCCUGUGGGCUCCCCAUCAGCGCCCAUGCCCAUGCCCGAGGCUGGGCGGCGCAACAAGCGAAAGAACUUCAAACCGCGCAAUAUUGUGUACGCUUACACGGACAGCGAGGACAACGACGGCACGAGUGAUGCUGAAACACGUGCCCAGCACCCAUCCUCUGACUCCCACUUCGAUCCCACCACCUCUGACCUGCCUCUCGACCUCUCCGAGACGCCUACAGUGCGGCGCUCUCUCCUGCCUCGCCGCCUAGACGAGGCUGUGGAUUUGACGGGCGGCGCGGGCGUGACCGUAGGCGGCGGCAGCGGGAACAGCCCCAGUGCCCAUCCCCGCCUCAAUGCCCUACUGUCCCGCUCAACCUCCCCCGGCCAGCAGGAGGAGGGAGGCGGAGGCAUGCCUGGAGAAGGAGGACCAGGAACAGGAGGAGCAGGUGGAGGAGUAGGUGGCGGUGCAGGAGGAGGAGGCAGCAACGACGGAGCAGACAUGAAAGAAUACGCUGAGCUGACCAUGCGUCGGCUCCUCGGCCUCUACGGCUUCAACGACCUCUCCGAGAACCUUGCGCUGUCCCCGGCGGCUCUUUAUCAAGGUAGGUGGCACCUUUGGUAUCAACGCGUCAUCAUCACACUCGCUGUUCCUCGUGACCAUCAGCUGUCCCUACCUGUUCAUGCCCUCACUGUCAUCACUUCUCGUCAUUCAACACACAGGGGAAUAUCAAGGCUACUGGAUCUUGUUACCCUGCUUCCAACUCGCUACAUGUUCCUCCUUCCUUCUGUAUUCGGCUGUUUCUUUGUUCACCUUGCCCCUUGUGCUGUCCAGUGUUUUGUCACUCUUGCCUCCUGAAGACAGUAGAAACUUGCCAUUACGUGCAAGUGUAGCCUUAUAUUGCCGCAUUACUGGCGUGGAAUUUAAAGUCGCGGCACAUUUCACGUACUCCUCGUGCUAUUCUCUUGGAUCACUUCGUCUUCCACCCUCCUCCUCCUCCUCCUCCUCAUCAUCAUCAUCAUUAUCAUCAUCAUCAUCAUCAUCACCAUCAAGAAACGC